Messenger RNA from Pundamilia nyererei, 1412 nucleotides. RefSeq names its product heat shock protein, alpha-crystallin-related, 1 (gene hspb1). Gene Ontology annotation, cellular component: cytoplasm; nucleus. NCBI's taxonomy places the organism in Eukaryota, Metazoa, Chordata, Actinopteri, Cichliformes, Cichlidae. The record is from RefSeq and is a predicted model, not a curated record. Bases 6 to 794 code for a protein of 262 amino acids. Gene Ontology annotation, biological process: negative regulation of apoptotic process; protein refolding; response to heat. The transcript has 3 exons.
GAGGUAUGGGGCUUGAGUCUGAAGGGAGGGUUCUGGUGAUAAGGGGUGGUGUCAUUGUGUAUAAAAGCUCUCAGCUGAGAGGCAGACAGCACAUUAAGAAAACACUUCCAGAGAGGCCAAGGGGCUCUCGAUCUGCACACAGCAACACUCCUCUGAAGCUUAGAAGAAAUUCCCAGAUCAUCAUGGCUGAGAGACGUAUUCCUUUCACCUUGCUCCGCACUCCGAGCUGGGACCCAUUUCGUGACUGGCACCAGAGCAGCCGUAUCUUUGACCAGACCUUCGGUAUGCCCGCCCUGCCCGAGGACAUCGCAGCAUUUCCCAGCACCCACUGGCCAGGGUACCUGAGGCCAUCCAUCCUGGCUCCAGAACUAAUGACACCGCAUGCUCCCUUGAUGUAUCCAACCCACAUGAUGGCUCAGCAGGCUCAGGCUCGGGCCCUGUCCCGCCAGCUGAGCAGCGGCAUUUCCGAGAUCAAGCAGACCCAAGACAGCUGGAAGGUAUCGCUGGAUGUGAACCACUUCUCACCUGAGGACUUGAUGGUGAAGACAAAAGAUGGCGUGGUGGAAAUCUCGGGUAAGCACGAGGAGAGGAAAGAUGAGCAUGGUUUUGUGUCCAGAAGUUUCACCAGGAAGUACACCCUCCCCCCUUCAGCUGAUGUUGAGAAGGUGACCUCUGCCCUUUCUCCUGAAGGCGUGCUGACCGUGGAGGCUCCUUUGAUCAAACCGGCCAUUGAGCACUCAGAAACCACGAUACCCGUCAAUGUCGAAAGCAACGGCGGUGUGGUGAAGAAGUAGUAAGAAAAUGGGCACCAUUUCCUUCCACCUGUCCUCCUCCACAUACACACAUUCAAAUAGAUGUGUGUAUGUGUGUGUGUGGGAGGAGGAGGAAAAGGACGGGGGAUAUUCCGCUUGUAGUGAGGAAAAGCAUCAGCUUACUGCUCUUCAUAAACAGAGCUCGUUCACAUGCCAAGCAGAGGAGAGCGAAGGAUUGCCCUAGCUCUUCCCUCUCAACUCCAUCUCUGGUAAUGAGCCUACCCCAGCACAGCACACUGUGUAAACGUAUCUGCACCAGUGCCAUGUGCGUGCUCUUUCUGCUGUAAUUACACUCUUCAUCUGAAUACGCAGCUUAGCUCAGCUCUCAGCUUCUUGUUUCUUUUUCUCCCCCCCACCCCCCCCACCCCACACACACACACACACCCCUUUAUGCUGCCUCUUCAAACAUCGAAACAGAAUGGAAUAACAGCAAAUGUGACAAUUAUUGGAGGCAGAAUGCCUCCAAUAAUGCACAUACUAAUCCACAUACACACCAAAGCUUUGAGUAAAGAAAGAGGACUGUUUGUGAUCUUGCUGUUGUGUGGACUGAAACAGACUGAUUAAAGCCAUGCAAACAGGAAAUAAAAAACACCCAACAUA